AUGAAGCACAUCGCCUCAGUUGUGGCCGCCUACUGGAUUGUGUCCAUUAGCAUGGUGUACCUGAACAAGGUCUUGAUGACAAACUCGGAAUUCUCCAUUCCCGCCCCGCUCUUCAUGACCUGGUUUCAAUGCUUCUUCACCACGUGCCUGUGCUACGUCUGCGGCGAGUUGGGGGAGGUGCAACGUCGGAAAGGAAAAGCCACUGGGUACUUCAUGCAGUUCCCCGCCAUGCGGUACACGGGGACGGUGGCUCGGAAGGUAGGGGUACUCUCCCUGGUGUUUGUGGGCAUGAUGACCUUCAACAACCUCUGCCUCAAGUACGUCGAGGUCUCCUUCUACAACGUUGCCCGCUCCCUCACCAUCGUCUUCAACGUCCUCCUCUCCCUGGCCAUCCUCCGGACCUUCGUCUCCCUCCCCACGGUCGCCUGCCUCUUCCUGGUCUUCGUGGGGUUCUGGGUGGGCGCCGACGGGGAAGUGAACUUCUCGCUCCUUGGGACCUUGUCGGGUGUCACCUCCUCCCUCUUCGUCUCCCUCAACAGCAUCUACACGAAGAAGGUCCUCCCCGCCGUGAACGACAACCAAUGGGUCCUCACCUUCGUCAACAACUUCAACGCCUGCAUUCUCUUUUUGCCCCUCAUCUUUUUCCUCGAGCUCCCGAUCCUCCUUCAACACUGGACCACCCUCUUCUCGCCCCUUUUCUGGACCGGCAUGUGCCUGUCCGGCCUUUUGGGCUUCGCGAUCGGCACGGUGACGGUCAUGCAAAUCAAGGCGACUUCCCCGCUCACCCACAACAUCAGCGGUACCGCCAAAGCCGCCGUUCAAUCCCUUUUGGCCUUCUAUUUGUGGGGCAAUCCCGCCACAACCAAGAGCCUGUUGGGCAUCGCCUUGGUCUUGGGCGGCUCCUCUGCUUACACCUUCGUGGCCAUGCGAGAGGCGGAGAAGAAACGCCGGACGUCGGGCCUGGGGGGGGGAGGGGGUGGCAGCAAGAGCAAUGGGAGCACGGAGGUCGGGGCAUUGCUGCCUGUAAAGAGUCCCGGCGCGACGGGAAGUGGGGCGGGCGUCAAGUUGACAGGGGCCUAG
Messenger RNA from Nannochloropsis gaditana CCMP526, 1080 nucleotides. Its product is annotated as gdp-fucose transporter 1-like protein. Gene Ontology annotation, molecular function: antiporter activity. The record is from RefSeq and is a predicted model, not a curated record. Gene Ontology annotation, cellular component: Golgi apparatus. The coding region runs from base 1 to 1080 and encodes 359 amino acids. The transcript has a single exon.